This is a messenger RNA of Terrapene triunguis (Three-toed box turtle), 1398 nucleotides long. It is a transcript of the gene APEX2, whose product is annotated as apurinic/apyrimidinic endodeoxyribonuclease 2. Gene Ontology annotation, biological process: base-excision repair. Gene Ontology annotation, cellular component: nucleus. Lineage: Eukaryota; Metazoa; Chordata; Testudines; Emydidae. The record is from RefSeq and is a predicted model, not a curated record. Gene Ontology annotation, molecular function: double-stranded DNA 3'-5' DNA exonuclease activity; DNA-(apurinic or apyrimidinic site) endonuclease activity; phosphoric diester hydrolase activity.
AUGGACACCUGGGCCGGCUGGUCCACCUGGAGGAUAACAACCUACUACCAGCGAAUGGAGUUACUCCUCAGCUCAGGCGGUAGAGGUCUGCGCUAUGGAUCUGAAGGUGUGGCGACCUUCUGUAAGGACAGUGCCACCCCGCUGGCCCGGCCCGGGGAGGGCGGCGCCGUGGGCUGUUACGGAGACCUAGGGGCCUUCACGCCCCAGGAGCUGAAGGCGCUGGACAGCGAGGGGCGCGCGGACACCCACCACCGCAUACGGACGUCGGCAGAGCAGGAGACCACCCUGACGGUGAUCAAUGUGUACUGCCCUCGGGCCGACCCCCAGCGCCCCGAGCGCGCCGCCUACCAGGCAUCCUUCUACCGGCUGCUGCAGGGCCGGGCCGAGGCACUGCUGAGAGACGGCGGCCACGUCGUGAUCUUGGGGGACAUCAACACAUCGCAUCGGCCCAUCGACCACUGUGAGCCAGGGGACCCGGAGGUGUUCCGGGAGCACCCAGGCCGGCGCUGGCUGGACGGGUUCCUGUGGGCGCCAGACGGGCAGGGGCUCUUCGUCUACACCUUCCACCUCCUGCACCCCAGCCAGCCCUACGCCUUCACCUGCUGGCGCAUCGACACCGGUGCCCGGCUCACCAACCAUGGCACACGGCUAGACUAUGUCCUGGCUGACCGGGCCCUGGCGCUGGCCGAGCUGCGGGACGCCCGCGUCCUGCCCGAGGUGCCCGGCUCUGACCACUGCCCCGUGCUGGCUGAGCUGGCGGCCACCUUCCUGCCAGCGCCCCGCUGCCCCCCGCUCUGCACCCGCCACAUGCCCGAAUUCGCUGGCACCCAGCAGAAGCUCAGCCGGUUCCUGGUCAGGGUGGAGCGGGGAGCGGGGGCCGCGGGAGGCCGCGGGACGUGUCGAGGGGCAGGGGCGGGACCGGGGUGCUCUGCACUGAGGCAGAGACGCCCGCCCAGGGGGCAAGCGGACCUGCUGAGCUAUUUCAGAGCCGCACAGGGCCAGCUGGGGACAGGCACGGCCCACAAUGCACCGGGGCAGGGCGGACAAGAGUCGGACCAGAAUGCCUCAGGGCACGGGACACAGGAACCAGCCCAGGAUGCACUGGGGCAGGGCGGACAACAGGAGCCCUGCAAUGGCAUGGUGCCCAGGGAGCUGACGAUGGGGCAGGCAGCGGGCACCCAGCCCAGCAGCACGGCCCGCUGGCGCGCGGUGCUGCCUGGCCCGGCUCCCCCGCCCUGCUGCCCGGCCCACGGGGAGCCCUGCGCCCUGCGAACCGUCCGCAAACCCGGCCCCAACCGCGGGCGGCGUUUCUACGUCUGUGCCCAGCCCCCAGGGCGCCCCAACGACCCCCGUGCCCGCUGCGACUUCUUCCGCUGGGCCGGCGAGGGGCGCUCAUGA